AUCAUCUGACAUUAAUACUUCUCUCAUACAGUACCAUAUAUCCGAAGAGAAACGAGGUCAAGGAAGAAGCAGAAGCUAAAGAGAUCGAGAUGGAGAGCCAGAAGAAAAUGAUGGUUGUCUUUGGGUUAGUUACAGCUGUGUUCUUACAGAGUGCGGCGGCACAGACGGUGCAUGUGGUAGGGGAUAGCGUAGGCUGGAACAUACCACAGAACGGUGCACAAGACUAUGUUACAUGGGCGUCUAGUCAGACUUUCGUAGUUGGUGAUAUUCUGAGUUUCAACUUCGCAACAAACGCACACGACGUUGUGGAAGUACCCAAAGCAUCGUUCGACUCUUGCAGCUCCACCAACGCAAUCGGCAGCACCGUCACCACCGGCCCGGCCAACGUCACUCUCGCCUCCGCCGGUGAACACUACUACAUCUGCACUGUCGGCAGCCACUGCCAGUCCGGCCAGAAGCUUGCCAUCACCGUCUCAGCAUCCGCCACGUCACCAGGAACCUCCCCUUCUGCACCAUCUCCAUCUACCACCACGCCGGGGGUGACUGCUGAGCCACCAAGCUCUUCUCCUGCCGUUCGGGCUGGUCUUGUUUUGUGCUUGUUGUCCCUUGUAAUGGGAUUCUUCUUUUAGAUACGUAUAUAGAGAUAUAGUGUAAUCAUAUACAUAUUAUGAUCUCCUUCUCCAUUUUGAUUUACAUUAUUGAGAGAGCGACAGAGAUUAGGAUUGGUGUUCGAUUGUUGUCUAUUUUUUAGCGCAUGGUUAUCAAUAAACGAUUUUUUUUCUUUCAAAUUUUUUAUUUAUCGAUUCAAUUCACUGUUUUCGAACCAAACCUAAUAUAAUCCUAGUCUUUCU
Molecule: messenger RNA, 851 nt
Organism: Fragaria vesca subsp. vesca
Lineage: Eukaryota; Viridiplantae; Streptophyta; Magnoliopsida; Rosales; Rosaceae
Product: cucumber peeling cupredoxin-like
Exons: 2
Coding region: 90-629 (179 amino acids)
Cellular component (GO): plasma membrane
Molecular function (GO): electron transfer activity
Source: RefSeq, a predicted model, not a curated record